Messenger RNA from Drosophila ficusphila, 2413 nucleotides. RefSeq lists its product as uncharacterized. The record is from RefSeq and is a predicted model, not a curated record. The transcript has 2 exons. The coding region runs from base 815 to 2101 and encodes 428 amino acids. Lineage: Eukaryota; Metazoa; Arthropoda; Insecta; Diptera; Drosophilidae.
UUGUCAGGAGCAGUGGCUUUUGGAAACCAACACUCGAACAUCAAAAUUUAGAAACAUUAGCUCACGGACUCUCCCGGUCACACUAGCCAACUCCUCCGGCGCCCCGCCGAUGUCCAAAUUGAACUGAGUACGCCUUUCCCCAAGUAGCAGUCGCCGUACUCCGUCUCCGUAUUCCAGAUCGCAUACCAUCCCAUUCCCAGACACAACCGAAAGCCAUUGCCAGCAGUCGAACAGACAGGCCAAAGACACUCCCACUCCAGAGGAAACGGAGAGUGUGUGCGUGUGCAGGUUCGUAUGUAUGUAUGCGGUCUAGUUGGCCAACCGCAAAAUUCUUGCCAAACAAAAUAAAGAAAACAACGAGCGAGGAGAACUAACUUGGGCCAAAGCAAAGCAGCAGAGUCAAGCGGCAACGGAAAUUGUUAACCUUUGGGGAUAUCAAACAUUUACGAUUGCGUGGCAGCGGCAGCAACAUUUAAGUUUUUAUCAGCACAAAAUAAAGUUUUGGUUUACGGAUUGUGUUUCUGGCCCGCUUCGCAUCGCCCCCUCCACCCUCGCCCAUUAUUUGGCCAGCGGCAGCCACAAGUGCCCAAGAGCAGAAACAAAAUCAGAAUCUGAAGCAAAAGGACGAACAGGAGUUGGAUCUCGGGCUGAAGGCUCGUCCCUGUUGAUUCCGGGGCACGCAGAAACUUUUAUCCUUUUCAAUUUCGUUUUUCUUAGCAAGUACUUUUGAGGGAUUUAAAUUUGUGUUUGCUGCCGGGCCAACAGCGCAACAACCGUGGGAGCGGCGGCGUCGACUUGCUGGCGACCAGCCACUAUGAAGGAAAAGAAGAAAAACCGUAUAGUAACUCCAACAAACCUUGAACAACCUGGACCUUCGCAUUUUGUAAGCUCGGAGGAGAGUCAAUCGGACAUCGAGAACCAGGCCAUCGUAUCAUUUGAAUCCGGAGUGCCCUUCAUCCUGGUGGAUGGAUUGCCCAUUUCCGAUCGCUACGAUCUGGAAGAAUCUCUUUACCAAAUGGAAGAGGAGAGGAUGAAGAAGGUAACCUCUGAAAUAGAGAACAACCCGGGAUCUGAAUUGGAUGAUGUAGAACCCCCCUCAGAGUUGGAUUUACCAAUUAUACUAAGCGCAAAGGCACUGGCCAAAAUCAAAGCGAAACAAGAUGAAAUCCGUUUUCAAGAGGAUCUCCGUAGCCUUCGAAUUUCACGGCCAGAAGAUGAUGAGGAAGUUAAUGACUCAGCAAUCGUUCCGGAAAGCCAGAGAAAUUGCGAGUUGGAAGUGUUCCUGAAUGAAAGCAAGCUGCUAUUGCAAACUACCUCGAAUCUGGAGCAGAUUCGCUGCAAGUUGGAGCAGCUGAAAAACCUGCAGGAGCAGAUCAUGAUGGCGAAAUCAGUACAUGAGGUGGAAAUCCCUUCAUCAAUUCCCGAGAGGCCAAGUAUUCGACGGCAGGCAACCUUCGAUAUUAAACGUGACGGCGACCAAAAAGGAGAUCACCCAGAGGUUUUCAUUGACCCCGCAGAUUGUCCAAGAAAAUCGCAGUCGCUGACUCGAGAAAUACCAACUAUUCAGCGAUCUAAAGGAACGUUCAACAUUCCAAACUCCGUGAUUUUAAGAAACCGGGAGAAAUCAAUGCCCACCGAAUUUCCAAAGGAAUCGCUGGGAACUCAACAGAUCAUCAGCCAGAUUGGCAACCUCCUCAUGAAACUGCAGCUCCAGCGCGAUAACAGCAAAGUCCUGGAGGAGGGAUCCUCCUACUCCUACAUGGUAACCAUUAAACCAGCUGGAGGGAACCCGAAUUGUUCGGUGCAUGCAAUUACGAGCCUCAAGUCCCGCGAAGUGAAGCCGAUUGCUCAGCCCCAGAAUCUAAGACCUCCCCAAGCUCCCUUAAUUAAUGUUUUCACUCCUGCCAAUACAAUGAGAUCAUCGGAUGCCUCUCAGAUUUCCAUAAGUUCUCGCAGCACGGAUGGUAACUCCUUUGCCACGAUGUCCCUUCCUGAACCCUCAUCUUUGCGGGUCAAGUCCCCAUACCUGCGCAAAAGACCCUGCUCCUUCCUAAAAGUUCCUGCCCCGGCUAGAUAUUGUCAUGGUAGAAAGAGGGAUUAAGAUGGUGUUCAGUUGCUAUUUCUCGAAGGCUUACAUAUAUUUUUUUCAAUGAUCACUGAACUGCCUUAAACUGAAGAUAUUAAAAAAGGUACAUAAAAAUUAACAUGUUGAAAAUUAAAUUAUUAUUUCAUGCCAAUGACAAAUGCAAAAAAGCUAAUGGAAUGGAAACAAUGCGAAAUCAAAUAAUUCCUUUAAUAAUAUUAUAUUAUCGCAUGAUGAAACGAUUUGCAUAAGAACUUAAUAUAAAAUACUCUGUGAUAAAUCAGCUACAGUUAUAUUUUUUAUAUUUAAAGAAUUAAAAUGUAAUCAGAA